This is a messenger RNA of Manis pentadactyla (Chinese pangolin), 3390 nucleotides long. It is a transcript of the gene FYTTD1, whose product is annotated as forty-two-three domain containing 1. NCBI's taxonomy places the organism in Eukaryota, Metazoa, Chordata, Mammalia, Pholidota, Manidae. The record is from RefSeq and is a predicted model, not a curated record. Gene Ontology annotation, biological process: mRNA export from nucleus. The coding region runs from base 121 to 1074 and encodes 317 amino acids. The transcript has 9 exons. Gene Ontology annotation, molecular function: mRNA binding.
GGACGCCACUAGCGCGCGUGCGCGCUCCGUCGGUGCAGCUGGUGUGCGUGCGUGAGUGGGAGGUGGCAGUCCUCAGACUCCGGCCUUCUCCGCUGCGGCUCCAACGCUCCGUCUCCCGCCAUGAACCGGUUUGGUACCCGGUUGGUGGGCGCCACGGCGACCUCGUUGUUGCCGCCGAAAACCCACAGCAAUGAAAACCUCGACAAAAUUGAUAUGUCUUUGGAUGAUAUCAUCAAGUUGAAUCGAAGGGAAGGAAAGAAGCAGAAUUUUCCGAGACUAAAUAGAAGACUCCAGCAAAGUGGUGCUCGGCAAUUCAGGAUGAGAGUACGAUGGGGAAUCCAACAGAAUUCUGGUUUUGGUAAAAAUAGUCUGAGCCGUAGAGGAAGAGUAAUGCCUGGAAAGAGACGUCCUUAUGGAAUUAUCACUGGCAUUGCAGCUAGGAAAGCAACUGGAAUUCGAAAAGGAAUUAGUCCUAUGAAUCGACCACCUCUAAGUGAUAAGAAUGUAGAACGAUAUUUUCCAGCAUUAAAGAGGAAGGCAAACCUUCUGAGACAAAAUGAAGUGCAGAGAAAACCAGUUGGAGUUCUCAAGAGACCUAACCAGUUAAAUAGAAAAAAUAACAUCCCAGCCAAUUUUACCAGGAGUGGAAAUAAAUUAAGUCAUCAGAAAGACACUCGUCAGGCAACUUUUCUUUUCAGAAGAGGCCUGAAGGUUCAGGCCCAGUUGAACACAGAACAACUGCUAGACGAUGUAGUAGCAAAGAGAACUCGUCAAUGGCGGACUUCGACAACAAAUGGAGGCAUUUUGACCGUAUCCAUUGACAAUCCUGGAGCAGUGCAGUGCCCAGUAACUCAGAAACCACGAUUAACUCGUACUGCUGUACCGUCAUUCUUGACAAAACGGGAGCAGUCUGAUGUAAAGAAAGUCCCUAAAGGUGUCCCCCUGCAAUUUGACAUAAAUAGUGUUGGGAAACAGACAGGGAUGACUUUGAAUGAGCGAUUUGGGAUCCUGAAGGAACAAAGAGCCACUCUCACAUUCAACAAAGGAGGAAGCCGCUUUGUAACCGUGGGAUAGAUUCCAUGUCAACGGGACUUUUGAGUGAUGACUCUGUUUUAAAAGUUGAAUUGCUUUGAGUCCAUCACAGAAAUUCAAGAAACUUUAUUUCAAAAGAUUCACAAAGCUAAAUAACUCUUUUUAUUUUUGAAGUUUUUGGUUUUUUUUAAACAUGUAUAAAUAAUGCCCUGAAAGAAUAACAGGGGAUAUACCUAUCUGUUCUUAAAAAUGUCAUGGUUGGCCCAGACAGAACAAUUCUCUAUUGAACUUCUUUGGUUCCUCAUGCAGCAUAGAAAAGAUGGAAAGAUAGAAAUUGAUUAUUUUUAUUAUAGUGAUAUUUAGGAUUUCAUUGCCUUUGCCCAUUUUUUACUUUGCCCUGGUAAAUCUUGGUCUUUGGAAAUAUGAGUAGGUCCCUGUGUUGCUGCCACUUACCCCUUAAUAGUGUCGAUGUAACAAGUACAGUUGACUUUUCUUCACAGAAAUAUAAAAAAAAUUAUUAGAAUUCCAGUUUGGGGUUUUAAGAUGUAUGGGACUAUCUGGAACUUGGUUCAUUUUUCAGAUAACUUAGGUUAAUUCUCCAGAGUUGUAAAUCCUUAAUGCUGAACUUUUAACAGAUGUGAAGCUAGGCACUAAUGUCAGUUUAAAAUGUUGGUGUUUGAAGGUAUAAAUGCAUGUUUACAAAGUUACCUGGUAGAGCCUUGGAGGAGAAGGUCCAAUGUAAAAUCUGACAGUUUUUGUUUAGUAAAUGAAAAAAGCAUGAGAGGAAGUAUCAGGUUGAAGACAGAUAACUGAGGUGAAAAACUUAAAAGCCCAGAUAAUAGGUAUAUUGUUAGGAUUUAGUAUGGUCUUGAAUCUAGUAUUCACAAUUCUUCAAAUGAUAUUUAGUAGAAUUGUAAUACUAAAAUGGAUUGAGUCCCUUAGAUAUUUUGAUAGCAAAAUUAACAGCCAUAAAAUCCUAGAGUUCCUUCUUAUUCAAAGAGUUAAAUUCUAUAAGCUUUUAGGCUGUGCUAAGUGAAACAGUAUACAGCCCCCUAAAUGAAAAUAUAUUGUCACAGGAAAAAAAUGCAAAAUGUAAUAGAGUUACAUUGUAACAUUGUUUUAUACCUUUCACUCUGAUAUCUUAUAUAAAGUUCAGGCAUUUAUGGUGAGAAAAGGGUUCCUCCCACUCUAUACUCUGGAGGGGUAGGAGGAAUUGUUUGUGCCAAACUAGUGCUGAGAGUCCUCAGAUGGUUGUAUGGUGUAAGUUAUGGUAAAAAUGCCAGAAUGCAGCAAAAUAUUCCAGCUACAAGUUACAAGUUUGGUCAUUUUGAAACUUAACCUUUUGGUUUGCUAUACUUUUAAAACAUCCAAGUAGGUAUUAGUUUCCCUAGAGUGUAUUAUUAAUGAUUUUCCUCAAAAAAAAAAAGUAAGCUACCGUUCCUGUCUGCCUUGCAUUGCAUUCUAGGCUUCAUUGUUGUCUCUCCUGCUCCUUGGGUUACUUGGUUUAUGCUAGCCACAUAAAGCUAUCAAUAACAGUUUCAUGCUUAUACCAAAGAAUUAAAUCUGAUCCUUAAUAUCUGGUAUUUCACCAGUAAGUCUACUGACAAAGGAUUAUUGGAAACUAGUCACACAAUUUGAAGACACUCUCUAGUCUCCUUAGGCCAAGGACUCAUUGCAAACAUUCUUGCAAGUAUGAUUGCUUAGAUUUGAUCCAAUAACUAUAUUUUAGACUGGUUUAGAAUUACUGGUAACUUACUUUAAAUCAAAGGACAAACAGCUGGGCACGAGUUUGCUGUCUUUAGAACAGUUUGUGAAAAUGUGGUAUAAAGAUGUUUGCAUUUUCUUGUUAUUUUAAAUAUUAUUGUACAGAGCUAUUAUUAAUGCCUUUUUGUUUUGAGAACCCUAAAAAUUGCCACAAAUAUUGACAUUAAUUGCGUCAAACGACAAAGUGUCUUUGGUAUAUUAAACUUUUGCUUUUCGUGCAUCUGUAAUUUCACUUUCUUUUUAAACAAAUUUUUGCCUUUGUUAAAAUUAACUUAAAAUUUUUGAGUGCUAACAUGUUGUAUAUAAACAAGACUAUGCUUUGUGGGAGGGAAAUUUCCUUUCUUGGAAUGUGGUUGUAGUCAUCCUUUUUUAGUUACAGUUUUGUUUUUUAAACAGGAUGCAACUUAAAAUUUCCUUUGCAUCAAGAUGUAUGCAAAACAUUGAUGCAGUGCAUCACAAAAUGAAAGUUUGUAUUUAAUGAGGAGAUGCUUUACACUGUACUUUUUGGUGUUUUUUGGAAAAGUACAUUUAGAUCUAUUCUGAAGCUGUUCGUUUUUAACAAAUAAAAUGUUACAGGUCUCAUGUUUAUUCUUA